AUGUUGAAAAUACAACCAUGUUGUAUUGGUGUAUCUGUGACGCCUAGUCACGUUGAAAAGACACCAUGUUGUAUUGGUGUAUCUGUGACGCCUGGUCACGUUGAAAAGACACCAUGUUGUAUUGGUGCAUCUGUGACGCCUGGUCACGUCGAAAAUGUACCAUAUUGUAUUGGUGAGUCUGUGACGCCCUGUCACGUGAAUCCAUGUUCCAGUGCCGAUACUCCCCUAAAAGAGAUUUUAGCCCUGGUGGAAGGUAUCUUCACAUACAGCAAAGAUAAGGUCUGUAUGGGAAAGGGUCAUCUUGCUCAUCUAAUCUCCGCGGAUGGAUACAUGACAUCGGAAAUUAGCGAGGAUUUGAAAAGUAAAAAUUUGUUAAAGGUCGAUGACAUUAGGAGGGAAAGCCCGAAGGCCGGAGAGAUAGUUGUGUUCAAUCGUAAUGGGAGGUUCAUCUUCAGUCUCAUUGUGAAAGACAAAAAGGAAGACAAGGUAUUCUUGAAUGUUGUCUCAGGAGCCAUGUUGGCUCUUCGAAAGGCUAUGGAAGCCUUGAGGGUACAAAGUGUCAGAAUUCCAAGUACAGGAAACAGUCUCGACGACCUUUCUUGGGAAUAA
This is a messenger RNA of Belonocnema kinseyi, 609 nucleotides long. RefSeq lists its product as uncharacterized. Lineage: Eukaryota; Metazoa; Arthropoda; Insecta; Hymenoptera; Cynipidae. The transcript has a single exon. The record is from RefSeq and is a predicted model, not a curated record. The coding region runs from base 1 to 609 and encodes 202 amino acids.